Molecule: messenger RNA, 3718 nt
Organism: Oreochromis aureus
Lineage: Eukaryota; Metazoa; Chordata; Actinopteri; Cichliformes; Cichlidae
Gene: csnk1db
Product: casein kinase 1, delta b
Exons: 10
Coding region: 369-1592 (407 amino acids)
Biological process (GO): spindle assembly; regulation of circadian rhythm; peptidyl-serine phosphorylation
Cellular component (GO): spindle microtubule; nucleus; cytoplasm
Molecular function (GO): protein serine/threonine kinase activity; ATP binding
Source: RefSeq, a predicted model, not a curated record
GCUAGGGGAAGUGACGUCAGCAGCGAGUGACAGCUUUCACAGACUGGGAGACGCUGCGUACCAGUUCAGCUGUCUGGAUUCGGGUCACAAUAAUCUGAGUCCAUCGUUAAGUUUGGGGUGACAGUGGCCCCCAAACUACUGAGAGCAUAGACUACGCGUUUCACGGUACCGGGCCAUACCGAUAUUACAGACUUCCGGUGAUCAGGAAGAGAAAAAAGGGAUGGUGAAACCUGCGCUGGUACAGGAAGAGCUCGAUAGGGACCGGACUGUGUACACCGAUGGGCUCAAAGCUCUAAUAGUCCUUCAUACAACAGGAGAAGUGCUUGAUAACUAAGAUAAGGAGCGCUGUGUCAAAGAGCACCGCGGACAUGGAGCUGAGAGUGGGCAACCGCUACCGGCUGGGCAGGAAGAUCGGGAGUGGGUCGUUCGGGGACAUCUACUUAGGCACAGACAUCUCAGUGGGAGAAGAAGUUGCGAUCAAGUUAGAAUGUGUGAAGACGAAACAUCCGCAGCUCCACAUCGAGAGCAAGAUCUACAAGAUGAUGCAAGGAGGAGUGGGCAUCCCAACAAUAAAGUGGUGUGGAGCUGAAGGCGACUACAAUGUGAUGGUGAUGGAGCUGCUGGGACCCAGCCUAGAGGAUCUCUUCAACUUUUGUUCCCGCAAGUUCAGCCUGAAGACGGUCCUGCUGCUCGCUGACCAGAUGAUCAGUCGCAUCGAGUACAUUCACUCAAAGAACUUCAUUCACAGAGACGUGAAGCCGGAUAACUUCCUGAUGGGACUCGGCAAAAAGGGCAACUUGGUGUACAUUAUUGACUUUGGUCUGGCUAAAAAGUACCGAGACGCUCGCACGCACCAGCACAUCCCAUACCGCGAGAACAAGAACCUGACUGGCACCGCUCGCUACGCCUCAAUCAACACUCAUCUUGGGAUCGAGCAGUCGAGGCGUGAUGACCUUGAGUCGUUGGGAUACGUCCUCAUGUAUUUCAAUCUGGGCUCGCUGCCUUGGCAGGGGCUGAAGGCCGCUACCAAGAGGCAGAAGUACGAACGCAUCAGUGAGAAGAAAAUGUCCACGCCGAUCGAGGUGCUCUGCAAAGGCUACCCCUCUGAGUUUGCCACCUAUCUGAACUUUUGUCGCUCCCUGCGCUUCGAUGACAAGCCCGAUUACUCGUACUUACGGCAGCUCUUCAGAAACCUGUUCCACAGACAGGGCUUCUCCUACGACUACGUGUUUGACUGGAACAUGCUGAAGUUUGGAGCCAACCGUGCAGCAGAGGAAGCAGAACGGGAGCGUCGGGAUCGGGACGACCGGUUGAGGCACAGCAGGAACCCCGGGGCCAGAGUCCCUGCUGCACCCGGGCGCCCUCGAGGGACCCAGGAGGGAACAGUGCCCACCCCGCUAACACCCACCUCACAGACAGCUAACACGUCUCCUCGACAAGUGUCCGGGAUGGAGCGUGAGCGAAAGGUUAGCAUGAGGCUGCACCGCGGCGCUCCGAUCAACGUGUCAUCCUCGGAUCUGACCGGGCGACAGGACACCUCCCGCAUGUCCACCUCACAGAAUAGCAUUCCCUACGAGCAUCACACCAAGUAGACGCUCGCCAUGUCCUCGUGUGACGGCGGCAGCGCGGGGUGGUGUCUGAGGUACCAUCCACUGGUCUCCAGCUACGAGCUCCUCAAUGAGCACCAACAAUACAAGCAGUCCAAGCCCGGAUCUCCACCAUAAUGUCUACAGCUCCAGCUCCAGUCACAGACUGACCCUCUGAUGCUUUUCCAUUUACCUUUGUGGUCUGAAUCCAGACUGUUGGUUUUCAGGGCUCUUUACUUUUUGGGGCCACUUGAACUAGUUUAUCAGGGCUGAGCCGGCACCGCAGCAGGCUGAUCCAAACCAUGAGGACCUCACGGACCGCUGGAUCAUCCUUCCUCACUGGAUGCGUUUGUCAGUGAGAACUCUGAAUAGGAGCGUCUCGGUCUGAGGGCGGGCACACUGUUCACACGUUCAGUUUUCAUUUCCUCCCAUUUGUUCGUGUUGUCGGCGACAGCCGUCCCCACGUGCUCCCGAUUGAUUCAGCUGUUUGUGUUAGCGAGUAACGCUACAGCAGGCAUCCUGCUGCUCGUGUAUGUGAGCGAGCAUCAGCCCAGAGGCAGCUGAUGAGACUGUGACAGCAGCUGAGAGGCCAGCUUAUAGCAUGACAUCACAUUUACAGCUGCAUGCUGUUUUCCAUCUUUUCUUUACCGUUGGCUAAAAAUCACUCAUGUACUGUUUUUACGUUAUUUAAGCUCGCAGGUAAAAUCUUUUUGCUUUGGUGAAAAACUCUGUUUUGUUGUUGUUGUUGUUUUUAAACAGGAUUUUUAUCAUGCUAAACUUAGCAAGCUAGCUGUAACGUAGCUAUGCUGCUAUGGUGGCGACGCUAACAUCUUUAUCUUAUUGCAAGUUAGUAAAUGAGCUGCAGGAGUGUAGAUGAGCUGAUGUCCUUGUUGUUUCUCCUGCAGCGCAGCGUGGAGCUGGUUGUUUGGCUCUUUUUCAAUGCAGGGAGUGGCAGACACGAACGGGCAGAACCCGAGCGUAAAUGUUAGACGCACCCGAGAGAGCAGAAGGUUGUCUUCAUUUGGUUGGGUGUAGGGAUGGACUUUGGCAAUAAAAAGCAAAAUGUAACACACAAGAUUACACACAAGAUUGUUUUGAUGCACUGCAGGAGUCUAGAUACAAGCCUGAGUGCGAGUUAAACUUAAGACACCUUUGCUGCUGCGUUUGCAGGGGUUGGGUUUCCCCCGAGCUUCUCAGCUUCCCUUUCUCUGCACUAUGUUGGGCAAACACAUCAUUGGGUAUAUUUCACCAAAAGUUCUUUCACUGUAUAUAUAAUAUUCUUACUUUUUAGUUCGUAUUGUUUCUGCACUGUGAAACAUUUAUAAUAUUAAAGUGUGUUUGGGGUUUUUGUGACGUACCAGUGGAGAAGAGUCUGAACAUGAUUCAGGAGUCGCUGCGCCUCCUUAAGGGCAACAAAUGAGAGCUGUGGGACUCUGUCAUCCUGGUGCUGUGACAGCACCGUCUGCACCAACCAGAGUGUGUGCCUCUUUUUCCAGAAGUAGUGCAUUGGGUUUUUAUAUUAAUGCGUCUUACAGUCGACUGUAAUAAAGCUCCAUCUCUGCUGUGAAAAAGCUCUGCUGUUAUUGUGUUUUUGAUGUGGAUGGAUGAACCUGUGCGCUCUGCAGUGUGUAGCCUGUGGAAAAGACUGCAGAACCCUUCAUCACAUCUCUGUUGUGUACACAUGAGCCAGGAAAACAAACGGAGCUGCAGCAGUGUGCGUGCUCUGAUGUUGGUCUGAGAGAAGUCAAACAAAUGCACACAGAGCAGCUCUGUAACAGCAUCAGGCAGGAGCGAAUGCAAGAAGGAGCUGAAACAACAUGAAAGAUCAAAGUUUGUAGUGCAGCAAAAAUCAGGGUAGCGCUCCAAACACAUGACUGGGCAAUAACUUGAGUUAUUAUAUAAUAUACUACAUGUAUUACAGGUAAGUCGUUCACUUUGUCUUCACAGCACUGAUGUCAAAGAUACUUGGGAGGGAGGUAGAAAUGUCAAAGUGAGGUCAGAGGUCAGAUGUGACGCAUUUAAAAUCUUUCUACAGUAUUUUCUGUAAAUGGACAAACACAGCACAUCACAGUUUGUAGGUUCUAAAGCUUUUUGUCAAGUUUCCACCAAUAAAUCAUCAAGUUGACUUUGAA